CAUUUCUGACAUUGACUGCCAAACCUUCUCCUCGCCCUCCUGCGCGCAACUCACCUCUCCUCUCAUACGCUGCGUUCAAUUUGCCGCUGGUACUUGGACGACCCGUUGCCUCUAUAUUGCCGACGCUGGAGCUUGCCCAUAGCCUGACGAUCCGGCGCAAUCCGGCUACAUAUCUUUGAGACGUCUUCAGCACGACUCGACUCAGCAAAUCUCCAUACAAGUCUCCAAAAUCUGGGACAAUAGCAGGGCGAACGAUACGAUUGUUCGCUUGAGUCUGCGCACGAGUAGCGAGCACCGCGCAUACUGUCAACGCCGCAUGGAAGCCGCGCCGCAAGAUAGAAGUGCUCGCACAAUAUGCCUCGACAUACGGCACAUCAGCGGGAGUACCACAUAGCUGUCCUGGGCUCUGGCGGAGUAGGGAAAAGUUGUCUUACGAUGCAAUUUGUCCAAGGAAUAUUUGUGGAGCGCUACGAUCCUACAAUCGAAGAUUCGUAUCGAAAAGAUGUCGACGUUGAUGGAAGACAAGUAAUUCUGGAGAUCAUGGAUACAGCAGGGACAGAGCAGUUCAAUCCACCCUCUAACCUCUCCUCCACCAGAGAUAUGUACAUGCGCCUCGGCCAAGGCUUCCUCCUCGUCUUCAGCAUAACCUCCGCCUCCUCCCUCCGCGAACUCAUCGACCUUCACGACCAAAUCGUCCGCACAAAAGGCGACAAGAACUUCCCCAUGGUACUCGUGGGAAACAAGUCCGAUCUCGAAGAAGACCGCGCUGUGUCACGAGCGAAGGCAUUUCAGCUCUCGCAGAGCUGGGGGAAUAUUCCGUACUAUGAGACGAGUGCAAGACAAGCAACGAAUAUUCAUGAGGUUUUUAUGGAUGUUUGUCGGCAGAUUAUAAGAAGAGAUCUGGCGAAGAACAGGGAGCGGGAUGACCAGAGGGACGGAAGGAGGAGGAAACGGAGAGGAGAAGGAGGUGGGAGGGAAGAGAGGAGUAGUCGGUGCAUGAUUUUAUGAUCAGAAUGGAUAGCUUUGGAAAGAGCAGUGUAUAUGCCAGUUCAGCCUCACAAUUAGGCUGACGAAUAUCCAGCCAGUGAGCCGUCG
Zymoseptoria tritici IPO323 is the source of this 1095-nucleotide messenger RNA. Its product is annotated as Rho type ras small GTPase-like protein. The record is from RefSeq and is a predicted model, not a curated record. NCBI's taxonomy places the organism in Eukaryota, Fungi, Ascomycota, Dothideomycetes, Mycosphaerellales, Mycosphaerellaceae. The transcript has 4 exons. The coding region runs from base 355 to 1008 and encodes 217 amino acids. Gene Ontology annotation, biological process: signal transduction. Gene Ontology annotation, cellular component: plasma membrane. Gene Ontology annotation, molecular function: GDP binding; GTPase activity; GTP binding.